Molecule: messenger RNA, 3809 nt
Organism: Cyanistes caeruleus (blue tit)
Lineage: Eukaryota; Metazoa; Chordata; Aves; Passeriformes; Paridae
Source: RefSeq, a predicted model, not a curated record
GAUUUCAAAAUAUUUUUGCCAUUAGAGGCCACCUCAAAAGAAAUGAUAAGCAGCAAAGCAAAAGAAAUGAUAAGCACCAAACCUGUCGAAAUCCAAACAUGCUAAAAACUUUGGGAUGUGAGUGGGAGGUAUAAAUGUGCAUUGAUAGUUUAUCUGGUCAGUGCAAAGAUCAAAAAAAAAAAUUUAAAACAAAGAAGCCUCAAAAAUAAAACUCAGUACCAGUUCUGCAAUUUCGCUAGCUUAAUUUAAAAAAGCAAAACAAAAAAAAAAACCAACUUGGAACACCCCAACACCACUGACUGCAUUCUAUGCCAAGCUAACCAUCAGACAUGGAGGUCUCUAAUUCAAAAAUAAUCUAUCUUCAGCUAUCAGCACUGGUUAAAACCAAGCCGAAUUGUUCUCUUGGGCCUGAAUUUCUCAGAACAGUAUUUCAGCAGAAAUGUAUAAAAUAAACCAUUGCUGGGUCAGGCUACACUGCUUCUUUACUUUCAACAAAUAGUACUAUACAGCUACAAAAUUUACCUACAACCAACUGGAAAAACACAUUUUUGUCAAGAAAUAGACCAAAAUCCUCUGUUCACUUCUCUUGAAAUCUCUGAUAAUAAAUACUUAGCUUUCACAUUGACACUGCCUUGUUUUUCAAAAUACAAUUGUUUCUAGGCACACAAUGAACUUGCACGGCGUCUGAAGCAGGGCAGGGCAAGGCAAUAAUCCUAUUUCUGCCACCAUCAUGUCACAUGGCCUGGGAUAAAUCACAAUUCUUCUGUCUCUCAGUUUCUUCACACAUAAGUUAAUAACCAUAUAGAGACCACUGGGGGAAGAAUGCCUUAAUUAGCAACAUUCAUUAUAGUUUUUGCUUAUAAGCUUCAAAGUAUUAAUUCACCCUGAACCCCUGUUGCAGUUUUGAGACAGCUAAUCAGCCUGAAGCAGCUUGUCAAACAUCCCAUAUUUAUGGAACAUGCUGCUCCUCACAGGAACACUGAGGUCAGGGAGCAGAAGCAGCUGCUGUGCACGUUACUCAGUGUUCAAUCAUUAAGCAAAGUCUGAACUUACAGCAGAGUAUGUUAUUUAUGCAAAUUAAAGCUUGCAGGGCAAAAGGGCCAAUAGCCCUUUUAGUUCACACGGAAAAUAUAGAAUCUUUAAUGACCACGCACAUGCAGUACUUCUAUUUAAAACAUCACACUUAAUGACAGUAGAGGCAUAAUGCUUUAGGAGCAUCAGUCAAAAAGGGCUGCAAAAUAAGACUGCUGCAAUUUACAGAGCAUUUUAUAGAGAACAGUGCUGCCUUCUGAAUGACUCUAUAAAAAGAAAGCUGGAUAUAUAAUAUGUAAUAAUUGAAAGUUCCUAGGCUACAUUCAUACCACAUCUCCUUAAGCUGUACUGUUCUCAUUACAAAUUAUAAUUUGAGAACAACACAAGCGAUUCAACAUCAAAUGCAUUAUCAAAUUAUCUUUUGGCUAUUUUAACCUCCUUAUUAAAACUGUUCUUUCCCUGCAUUUACCUCCGCUAGAAGUUUACAGACCCUUUCCACUGUGGGGGGUGCAAAAGGAAGCCAGCAUUUAAAUUUUUAGUCAGUAUUUGAUUACUGCUUGAUGCAGUAAUCAAAAUUUUAAAAAAAUAACCCUUCAGUACUAGCAUGUACCACUACAGAAGUACCAUAACCCCAAACAAACAAAACCCCAGGCAAGAACAACCUGUUAUUAUUGUUUUGACCUAAUUAAAUACAGCACUGUAAGAGUUGAAGAGAUCUGAGAUCUUUGACAAACCUGACUGAUAUAUGGCAGUAAAAUACUGCAUUAAAAAAUACUUUUUUUCUUAGCAAAGAGAAUGUUGGCAUUUAAAUACUAAAAAAAAAUAAAUUAUACUGGCUUUUAAUGUGAAAAGUGACAUGUGACCCCUGCAGAAAGAUGCAAGGAAGUAUAUAUCCUUAUAUUGUGGGAGAGCUGUCAAAUAAAGCACCCACAAAUGUGUGCCUUUUGAGGCUGGAAAGAAGUUCUGAUAUCAACUAUUUCAAGAUGCCUGGGAACUAAUGGAAGCUACUCUCAAGUUAGCUGCCACAGCUGACCUGGACAGGAAGGAAAUUCUUUAAACUUAGUUCCACCAAACUCAAUCAGCUUCUCAGGUCCUGUGGGUUGCAAUGGCAGCACGGCUCCUUGUUGAGUGCUACUGCACAGACCUAUGCUUAACUCAAGGAAAACACCGGCUCAUUUUACACUGAGUAACAAUUAGAAGGAAAUAACCUUUGGUCUAGGCUAGAAAAAUACAGAUGACUGAUUUCCACUCAACCAGGUAAUCCCUGAAGUAAACUGAUAUAUUCGCCAGUACAUGAUGCAAAAUCAUUUUGUCCGUAUGGCUUUUUGCUUUGUCUCCCCCUUCCUGCAACACCCAUUUUUAUACUAUUGCUUUUAUUUAUAUGCCUUUGUCUUCACUUUACUGUGAACAGAGACAUCAGAAACAAGAUGUUCAAAGGAGAACUGCUGCAUGUGGCUCUCUUGACUAAAUCCUUAUUCCUUCUCCCAAGGCUGAGGCAGAUUUUAUCCAACAGUUUAACAUCUAAGCGUGUGCCUUCUACGCUCUACUGCUAUUUAUACCCUCCUUCUCUGAGAAGGACACAUCAGCAUAAGGUGAUGGCGCUGUUUGCACGAUGCAAGGAACUGCAAGAGCCUCCCCUUAAAGCCUGGGCAGAGCCCAGCGGGACUACAGCGACCGGCAGGCCGUGCUCCAAGCCGGGCUCCGCGCUGCCAGCCCGAGCGGGCGCCUGUAAGCGGCACACAACAGGCGCACUGCAGCUCCGGGAUCACCGGCAGCACCCACGCGUUCCGCACACGGGAAUCCAGCGAGUACAUCUCUGCGACACCCCCACAAACAGGAAAGGGGCACAAGCACCUGACACAUACCAGGCAUUAUUACUGCUGCUGGGGAAAGCAUAUCUAGGCUGCUUCCAUCAUCUCCUGUAUUUCUCUCUGAGCCACGGCUGCUACAACUUACAGUUAUCUCGCUUUCUCUUCAACCAGACAUUCAUCAGUGCAAAGACCCAAAUCCAAUCUCCACGGCUGUCAUAUGAGAAGCUCAGAAAAGCCUCGUUGAAUCAUGCAGUAAACAAGAAGCACAUGGAAGUUUUUGAAGCUUUUAAGAGUGCCUAGAACACAUUCUCCCUUCAAUGAAGAAGAAGCUUCAUUGCAAAGCAGGUAUUUUGAGCACACUAAUAAGCAACUAGAAGAUCUUCAUAAAAACAAUGCUCUGUUUCAAGACUGGGCCUACAAGUCAAACAACAGUAUCCUACAAUUACUUAAAAUUAAUCUCCAUUUUACCUUCUUAGUAGAUUAGUCAGAAACCUAGAGAGAAGUAGCAAACAGUUCUAAGGUGUGACACUCUCAUUCUUUAAAGUUUAUGGAUUUUUUUUUUCAAGAGAAGAUUAAAUUCUAAUAGUAAAACUGUUUCACAUAAUAUAAACAUUCUGAUGUAAUAAUCAAAGGCUCUGUAGUUCACUAUAUGCUCAGGCUUCGACUGAUAAAGAGGUAAUUUUUCCUCCUGAUCAGGAAACAGAUUCACUUUAUAACCAGCUCCACUGCCAGCUCCACUGACUUCGAAACAAAACUAAUUCCUGUUGACCAGCAGUUACAUUCUGUACUUCCCUAAGGUCUAAAAAUGGUAUCAGUUCAAAGGUCCAUCCUCUCAAUUUGUUUGUCAAGCCAAAGUAUACAGACUAAACCAGAAUCUGCUUCUACAUGCCCUGUACUAUAACCACCAACAUAAUUACCACCUCUCAACUAUUGUAUGAACACAUAUGCAGAAAUAUUAAGAUUAUA